This is a messenger RNA of Acaulospora colombiana, 306 nucleotides long. The record is from the annotation of a GenBank genome assembly. NCBI's taxonomy places the organism in Eukaryota, Fungi, Glomeromycota, Glomeromycetes, Diversisporales, Acaulosporaceae.
AUGAAUGUCCUUCAUAUAGAGUCCAAACCUUUAGGCUCAAAGAGUAAUAACUCAGAGAAGAGACAGAGUCUCGAGGAAGCUAAGCUUCGAGUCCUUGACUCAUCUCAGAUUCAUCGCCUAGCAGAUGGCUCUGUUAUAGAUAAUGUAUCAGUUGAGCCAGCACAACCAAGCAAGCGGACAAAAACAAAGAGAUCCAAGUCUGUUCGGGUAUUAGAUCCACCUGUUUUUUCUGAGGACUCAACAGAAAAAAUAGAUACAAAUGAACUAGCCCGUCUUAAAUGUGCAAUAAUCUUAUAUGACGAAUAA